CACUGGGGAGCUGUGUCCUGAACGUGCGUGUGAUGUUGAGGUGAACCCAUGCUGGUCCUGACUCAAGACGUGAACUUUGGGUGAAGCCGGUGUGUGGACGUUUGUGUGCGCGUGCUGCUGUCCACGAGCUGAUCGUCAUGAUGCUGGAGAGGAGCAGGGUGGAGGUGGUGGCGGAGAUCUUCUUCAGCAGGAGACUCUCGUCUGAGGAGGAGGAGGAGAGAAUUCACUGUCGCUGCUCCAGAGCCUUCGUGCAGGAUCGCGAGCUGUAUCGCUCUGAUAACAGAUUGCUCUCAUUUGAUCUGGCGGACACCAGAGUCAAAGAAGCAGAUGAUGAUGAUGAUGAAGAGGAGGAGGAAGACGAAGAAGAUGAGCAGGAGGAGGAAAAGGAGGUGUUGGAUGAGGAGGCUCAGCUGAUGGCCAGCAUGGGUCUUCCUGUGGCAUUCAUCAGCUCCUCUGACCAUAAGAGAGCAGGGAGGAGGUCCAACAGGAAGCCUGCCACAUACUGGGAAGAGUCAGCUGAAGAGGAGGAAGACGAUCUACAGGGUGACAACAAAGUUGAUGUGAAGAAAGUGUGCGAUCCACAUGAGGAAGGAACAGGAGGGACCCACGCUGGCUGGGAGACCUACUGGGCUCAGCAGGGAGAAGCUCUGCUGUGGAGCAGCUGGCUGGAGAAACACCCAGAGACUGAUCCAGGAUCAGUGACUGCUCUGUGGGAUGACCCGGACAUAAAAGUUCUCUGGGACAAACACGCUGCAGAGACCUACUACUGCUACUGGGAGCAGUACUCAUACUGGUCGGCACAGGGCUGGACCAUGGACCAAUCCGCCUGUAUUGGGAGCACUGGUGGAGAAGAAGAAGAAGCAGGAGCAGCAGGGGGGACGGGCAGAGACAUAAAGACACACCCAGAGAGGGAUGGACAGACUGAGGCUGAGAGCCAACAGAGAGAAGAAGAAGGAGGGAUGGCUCUUCCUGACGACGUCGAGGUUUUGAAUGAUCUGCUUGGACAGAAGUGCACGUUGGAGGCAGAUGGAAAAUCUGUGGGUGACUCAGAGAUGGACCGACAGCGUGUGAGCGUGGCUGAUGGAGAGAGCUGUGGCUCUGAUCAUCCUUCUGAUGGGGGGGACGAUCGCAAGAGACCUGCAGCCUCCUCACAGCAGAACACUGCUGAACAUACCGAUUCCCAGCAGGCUGCUGGCAGCCCUGACAGACGGGAUGGCUCACGGGAUAAGAUGCCAAAUAGAGAAGACGAUGACGAUGAUGACAAACCCCCAGGAGGAGGCCGAGCUAAAGUCAAACGCAGUCAUGAGCUGGAUGUGGAGGAGAGCCCACAUCUGACCCCAGAGGAAGCGUGGAGUAAGCUGGGCCUCAAACACAACCCGGAUCCUCUCUUCCACAGUGUGUUGAGCUUUAAAGGCGGAGCUAGUCAGACUCGCCAGAAGCAGCGGUGGGCUAAGAGAGCAGUCCGCAGCAUCAGCAAGCACACCAGGUUCUCAGAGAUGGGUGGAGACCACAGACUGCCACAGACCAGUACCUCCCUCUACAAGGUCAAAAAUUUCCUUGAAAAGAACCAGAAAGAGACACAGUGUGACCAGCCUGAGAUGGGAGGAGAGAACACACAGGAACCGGAGGACAGGCCUCCAGUUCUGGAAGAAGUAACGAGAGAGGAAGAGGAGAGGAGGAGGAAGAAGACGCAAAGUGUGGAGGAAGGAAAUAAAGAGGCUGUGGAAGGAGAUGGUUCUGAUUCUCUGUCCAGUUUAGAUGCAGGGAGAACUCUAAACUCUGCCACUGUGGUCAGUGAGAGAGAGGAGGAAGAGGAGGAGCAGCCCGGCAGACAGUUGGCAUGUCUAGACAUUCCUGACUUCCUCAUGUCUGACGCACCUGAAGGCAACAGUGAGUUGAGGUUAAAAAAUGGAAAGAAACCAAAGAAUAAGAAGGGGAAGCGAGGGAGGAGGCAGCCGGUCCCAGCAGAGAUGGCAGCAGAACCGGAGCUGGCUAAAUACUGGGCCCAGCGCUACAGACUGUUCUCCCGCUUCGAUGAAGGGAUCCGGCUGGACCGAGAGGGCUGGUUCUCUGUGACACCAGAGAGGAUAGCCGAGCACAUUGCCCUCAGGGUGGAGCACAGCUUCCCCGACUCCCAGCUGGUCAUAGACGCCUUCUGUGGAGUGGGAGGAAACGCCAUCCAGUUCGCCAUCACUGGAAAGAGAGUGCUGGCCAUCGAUAUCGACCCGGUGCGGUUGGACUUGGCUCGGCACAAUGCUAUGGUUUACGGCGUGGCUGACCGGAUCGACUUCCUGCAAGGGGACUUCCUUCAACUGGCGCCCCGUCUCCGUGGCGAUGUGGUCUUCUUGUCACCACCAUGGGGAGGGCCGGACUACCUAACCGCUGAGGUGUUUGACAUCAGGACCAUGAUGCAGCCUGAUGGAUUUGAGAUUUUCCGCCUGGCCAAACUGAUUUCAGACAACCUAGUCUACUUUCUGCCUCGCAACACUGACAUGGAUCAGAUUGCCUCUCUGGCUGGUCCAGGAGGGAAGGUGGAGGUGGAGCAGAACAUCCUCAACAACAAGCUGAAGACCGUGACCGCUUACUUUGGCAGCUUGAUAAAGUCAGACGGCGAGUAAUCCUGGCUUAAACAUGGACCCAUAAGGAAUUCUUCCUCAACGUUUUUCUACUUUUCAUCUUAACCCCUUUGUCAUAAUGCAGGUGUGAAAUAUUUCAGACUGAAUGUGAUGAUCACAAGUUAUUCUGUGAACACUGUGCAUGUUUGAGUUUAAGGAAUACUUCACUAUCAAAAAUGGUCAUUUAUCUAACAAUGUAUUACCUUGACUUCUUGAAGAGAACUGUCUUUUUCUCGCAUGUGUCCACAGUGAACAGAUAAUCUUAAAACGGGGAAAGUCUUGAUGAUAACACAAUUUCAGAAUAAUCCAAGUCUCUUCUUAAACAGCUCUCCCACAGUAGCAGGCCUGCACAAUGUGAGACCGUGUGUGCCCAAGUGUUUUAUAUAUUCAGGUUUUAUCCAAGACCAAGAUGCACGUAUUUAGACUUCUAUUAUAUUGAAUUACAUUUUGUGGGUGAAGUAUUUCUCAAACACAGGUUUUUCUUAGUUGUAUGUAUUCUUCAGAUUAAAUGUCUGGUGUGUGGGAUUCGGCAGCAUCUGGAGGUGAUGUAUCAGUUUGUAACUAACUGGAACUUCUACCCUGUACAGGACUACGUGGGCCCUCUGUAGAGCCAGUGUUUGCUUUUCGUCCUUUCUGGGCCGCUGUAGAAACAAGUAACAAAAACACAUGAUUUUAAUUUUCUGGUGAUUAAACACAAAAGAAAAUAUUCUUAUUAACAUUGUAUUUCAUUUUUUGCAAAUAGAUCCCCCAUAAAUGCUACACACUGGCCCUUUAAGAUAACACUUGACAUUUUUUACAAAUAACAAUUUAAUUGUAUCUUUUUUAUUGUACAU
Messenger RNA from Anoplopoma fimbria (sablefish), 3448 nucleotides. RefSeq names its product trimethylguanosine synthase 1 (gene tgs1). NCBI's taxonomy places the organism in Eukaryota, Metazoa, Chordata, Actinopteri, Perciformes, Anoplopomatidae. Gene Ontology annotation, biological process: 7-methylguanosine RNA capping; 7-methylguanosine cap hypermethylation. The transcript is spliced from 15 exons. The record is from RefSeq and is a predicted model, not a curated record. Gene Ontology annotation, cellular component: nucleus. Gene Ontology annotation, molecular function: RNA cap trimethylguanosine synthase activity. The coding region runs from base 138 to 2618 and encodes 826 amino acids.